Messenger RNA from Macrosteles quadrilineatus (aster leafhopper), 1617 nucleotides. RefSeq lists its product as uncharacterized. Lineage: Eukaryota; Metazoa; Arthropoda; Insecta; Hemiptera; Cicadellidae. The transcript has 10 exons. The record is from RefSeq and is a predicted model, not a curated record. The coding region runs from base 307 to 1527 and encodes 406 amino acids.
GUUUUCCUAAAACCAACUAAAUUCAUUUAUACUUUAGACUUAUAUUAAUAAAAGUAGUAACGAUAGGCAUAACAACUAGUUGCUCUUUGUUUUACAUGUAAUGAAUUUUCGCCCAACUACUGAUUUUUCUCUUUGGUGCAGACGUUUUAUAUUUCAAAAAUUCAAAAUGUAAACAGUGGCUGUACAACAAUAUCUCCUCCAACUGAUGGUAUUUUAAUUUUGUGUUACCAAAACGAAGUUGACAUAACUACUCGCCUUUUUAAUUAAAUAUUUAAAAUUUGAAUUAACUACUAUUAGUUGUUAAUAAUGCCAGUUAUCAACCAGAAAAAGUAUGAAAUUGCAUUCAAGAAUCUCCGUCAUAGAGAGAUAGCUUGCUUAGUGCAAGCUGUACCAAAGAAAAACUGUAAAAUUUCUUCUAACUCAAAAACCUGCAAUGGUCAAGAUAAAAAUGGAUCAAAGAUACUUAAAAGUCUUAAAAAGAAGUUGAAUCGAAUCCCCACAACACUGACAAAAAAUUCAAAACCACUGUCACAAUUGGAUACAAAGAGCCAGGUCACUUCUAAAGUUAUGAAAAAGAGAGUGAUUGAGGAAAAAAAGAUGUAUAUUGCUGAUUCACCAAUAAAGAAAGCCACAACUUAUUGUAACUCCACAUCAGGCAUAGCCAAAAAAGAUGACUCUCUUGAUUUUAAAGCAGACAUCUUUAAAACAAGUUCUUAUUGUGAAAAGAAGAUGGACAAUGCUGAGUCACCAAAAAAGCAAAAUCAAGAUUGCAAACUUCAAAACCUCUCUGCUUCUGAACUCUCCUCAGACAUUUUUAAAAAUGUUGAUCCUCCAGUUUGCACAGCAGAGCCUGGUCCCAGAAAAAGAUCUUACUAUAAACAGGCCAUUUCUUGUGCCAAGAUAACAGCAAUAUCUGAUGAAGGACCAGCAUCAUCAUCAUCAGCGUUCUCAUGCUAUGGUGUCCCUGUCAUGACUCAACAACCAAUGACAUUCUAUAGGAAAGAGUUGAAAAUCCCAGCAGUGCCGCACAACACACCUAUUAUGACUCAAGCUCGUGAAACCUGUAUUGCCAAUCGCUCCUCCAUAUUUAAUAGACCUACCUACAACACCUGUGAGGUUAUAACCAUCGGCAAACGGGGUCGAGGACGCCCCCGUCUUUCAGCACCAGUAAUGGGUGUUGGCACAGAACACAGCCAGGUGAACCAGAGGUCCAAGUCUAGCCAACGAGGCAGAGGCUAUAGGAAUGAGUGGGAACAAGAGGAGGAAGAACAUGACCAAGAGAUGUCUGCGUACGAGAUGUUACGGCAGAAGAACAUUGAAGAGAACCUCAGGAAGUUGAGAGAGAUAUUCAGUGAGCAAGGUCUACAUUUUGAAAAGAAGACAUCUGAAACUCCUAAGAAAAGGAAGAGUUACACAAGGAACCCUCUGCCUCCCCCUCGGCCCAAGUCUCAGAGAAUGGUCCGACGUUCCUCUCUGCCUCUGGACUUCUGCGAUCUUGACGAGAAACUGAUAAGCGAAUCACCUUAGUCAUCCCACAUUGUGUUGUAGUUUAGUUUAAAAUAAAUUUAGUAGAUUUGUAUCAUCAUAAAUAAUAAAUAAAUACUUUAUAGUAUGGGU